This is a messenger RNA of Suillus paluster, 1218 nucleotides long. RefSeq lists its product as uncharacterized. The transcript is spliced from 6 exons. The record is from RefSeq and is a predicted model, not a curated record. NCBI's taxonomy places the organism in Eukaryota, Fungi, Basidiomycota, Agaricomycetes, Boletales, Suillaceae. Bases 1 to 1218 code for a protein of 405 amino acids.
AUGGGCUCUGCCAAAGACAAGAAAGUACCAAAGACAACCAAGGCUGGCAGACCCUCCAAGGAGAAAAAAACGAAAACUCCUCCUGUUAUACAUGACUCAGAAACUCAGAAACCAAGACCAAAACCAAAACCAAAACCCAUCAGCAAGCCUGGCAGCAAAAAAACCUCCGUGACAUCACCUCUGGACAUUGAUUCAUUGCCUCAGGAUGUUCUAACAGCAACCCAGGGACUCCUUGGUCUUUCUAAUGGCUUGAAAGAGGAUCAAGAGUAUUGUGACUUGGAGCAACCUGACCCUAAAGAUGAUGAUGCAGAGAAUGGAGGCAGGGUAACCUUGGAUCCAGAAGCUAUGAGCAACAGUACUGAGUCCUCAGACGAGGAAGAUGAGGAGGACAAAGACAGUGCUUUCAAUCUUGAAUUUAUGGUCCCUAUUGAUGGUGCAACCGAUAGCACUACAUACUCUUCCAAUAUCACUUGGACCGACUUUCAUUACCAGGUUGCCGACGAAAUGGGUAUUCACAUGAAAGACCUGAAUCUUGCAUACCAAUUUAGCACAAUGCUGCAGAAAGAGCUGCCUUGUAUGCUCCAGACACCUGUGCAUCUUGCAAGACUAUUCAUGGCUGCCCAGAAAGAGCUGAAUGAGCAAGCAAAAUCCAAAUCUAAGGCAAAGCAGAAGGAGUUCAAGGUGGUUCUCAUUGAUCGUGAUGCUGGUAAAAGAGGAAAAAACGAAGGUGGUCGCAAAGAUGGCCAGAAGAGGGUGAAGUCGAAGAAAGAUGAUAGUGAUUCUGAACAAGCAGGAGAUAGUGAUGAGACAGACAUUGCACCAAAGAAGAAAACAGCGCCACAAUAUAUUAUCGAACUGCAAGCAGAACAUGCAUGUGGUAACCAUAGUGGCGAGUACUGUCCUUUGGAGUCUGUUAUUGAAAUGUCUUCUCAUCCAUUUCCAUACUAUUAUCCAUACCCACCUCCACCACCACCUGGAUAUGGAGCUCUACACUAUCAUCACUAUCCACCACAGACACCGACACCUCAAGCUUCUUCAUCUCACGCUCAUUCACAUCUUAAAGUUCCCAGUUCAGACUCUUUUGAUCCGAAUGAUGCACCAACAAUUUACCCACAUGUUCUGGAGUGGCUGUUCAAGUUGGAUUCAGGCAAGCGUGGAGCUGAUGGCCAGGUGUGGGGACAGUAUGCUAGUGUACUUGAUAACAGUGGAUACAAGUGA